Messenger RNA from Phyllotreta striolata, 2865 nucleotides. Lineage: Eukaryota; Metazoa; Arthropoda; Insecta; Coleoptera; Chrysomelidae. The record is from the annotation of a GenBank genome assembly.
UAGAAACGACGCAUUAUCCAUUUAAUAAUUGAUUUUUUUACAUAAAAAAUAGGUUAAGCGCUUUUAUUGAUAUUUUAAGCCUCUUUAAAUAUUCAUAAAGUUUGAUAGGGCAAGUUAGUAUUCUAUUCGACUAGACAAGAUGGAAGAAUAUAAAAAUCAGCUUUGGAACAAAACCGAAGAAAUGGCCCAAAAAUUAAAAGACGAGCUUUCCAAUAAGCAAAAUUUCAUGAUGGAAAAAAUCAAAGAUGUAUCGGAAAUGGGAAACGAAGUAUUGCGGAGUCUGCUGAGCGCAGAACCUCCACCGAAUAAAGUAAUGGAAACCAGAUCUGAUUUGUUUUCAUCGAGAGACAUUCAUUCGAGGGAGGACGGAUUAGUUUUGUAUUUGCCCCCGCCGAUGUCUCAAAAGACCAAAACAACAUCUAAUUAUGAAAUAGUUCUCCAUCGACCUGCCACCGAAACAUUACAUCAAUUAUUUAGUUUAUUCAGAACUCCGAGUUUAGAGGAAGCCGAAAUAAGAUUUUUAACCUUUAAGGAUAAAAUCCCACCUUUCGUAGAAGUAGCCAAAGAGAUGUUUAAUUUAAACGGUUUGCAAAAACUUUGUGACGUUCUAGUGGACCAUCCCACGUGGACUCUUGCUCAUGUGGCUGCUCAUUUCGCUCUCUACGAUCUAUUCAACGAUCCGAAAAUAAAUUGUUUCCUCAACAGCACUGAUAUCGAAACGGGAAUGUCCCCUUUGCAAGUCGCCAUAACGACCCAAAACGUUAAAACCGUACAAAUAUUAAUAUCGGCUAAUUCUUCAUUGGAACAUUUAGAUCACAAUGCCAAUUCGGUGUUCCAUUAUGCGGCCAGCACGACCAAAGACAUCAUCGGUGCGUUGGCCCAAAGCACACCGUUGAGAUGCCUGAACGCCCGCAACAAAAACGGCCACACGCCACUUCACAUGGCCUGCCUGGCUGACAAACCUGAUUGUGUUAAGGCCUUAUUGCUCGCAGGAGCUGACGUAAACAUCACGGCCACCAAAAGCGAACAUCCCGAUUCACCGGGCACCGUCGAACCCAGUUACGUGGGGAAUUACCUCCAGAACAAUCCGAACACCUUCUAUUUGAAGGAUAUUAAGAACGGGGGCACGCCGUUGCAUUGGGCCAGUUCGAGGCAAGUCAUCGAAGCGCUGAUAGACGUGAAUUGCCACAUAAACGCGUUGAAUUUCGAACAAAAAACAGCGCUACACGUGAUGGUCGAAAGGAACCGAUUGGAUUGCGUAUGCGCUCUGUUGAGUCGCCAAGCGAACGCCGAUUUAGGCGAUUUCGAUGGCAAUAGACCGAUACAUUUGGCUGUGAAAACCAACAAUCCCGCCAUACUGCAAGCUUUGAUUAUAUUCGAUGUGGAUUUGGACGUUCUCAACAAUAAGGGAGAAACGGCCAGGCAUUUGAUAACGGCCGACCAAGAACCGAAAUUGCUCUACUACUUGGCCGCUGUCGGUGCGAAAAGAUGCCUGCCCGGCACGGAAGGUUGUACCGAUGGUUGUUCGACAGAUGGUACAUACGACGGUAUCCCACCUCCCAAAGUUAUAGGUCCGACUAAUCGGGAUAUUUUGAAUUCGAUGCUCUCUGUGGCUACUAUGGAAGUGGCCUCGAACAAAUUCGAAAACGGCGACAUGCCGAAGAGCGGGCGGCUGUUGUGCUUGGAUGGAGGAGGCAUCAGAGGGCUCGUACUCAUCCAAAUGCUCUUGGAACUCGAAAAGGUCGUUGGGAAGCCUAUAAAAGAGUGCUUCGAUUGGUUAGCCGGAACGAGUACCGGCGGUAUUUUAGCUUUAGCUAUUGCUUCGGGUAAAACUUUAAAAGAAUGCUUGUGCUUGUAUUUCCGUUUGAAAGAAACCGCUUUUACCGGCAAUCGACCAUAUUCCAGCGAUAAUUUGGAGACUAUUUUAAAAGAUACAUUUGGAACUGAUACCGUCAUGUCCGACAUCAAGAAACCCAGGGUUAUGGUGACAGGCGUUUUGGCUGAUAGGAAACCUGUAGAGUUACAUUUAUUCAGAACGUAUACAAGUCCAAACGAUAUAUUACAAGUUCAACACGAUUCUCCUUACGAAUUACCGCCGCCUCCUGAGGAACAAUUCGUGUGGCAAGUAGGCAGGGCGACCGGAGCUGCCCCCACUUACUUUCGAGCUUUUGGUAGAUUCUUAGACGGCGGUCUCAUAGCGAAUAAUCCGACACUAGACGCUCUAACGGAAAUUCACGAGCACACGUUGGCUCUCAAAGCCAAAGAUAGAGAAAGUGAGGCCUGUCCCGUUACGGUUGUCGUAAGUUUAGGCACCGGUUUGGUACCAGUUACAGAAGUGAAAGGUAUAGACGUGUUCAGACCGGAAACUAUAUGGGACAGCGCUAAAUUACUGUCGUUAGUGAUGGGCAUUGGGUUUCUGGGAACGUUGCUAGUCGAUCAGGCGACAUCGAGCGAUGGGAGAGUGGUGGAUCGUGCUCGUGCUUGGUGCUCGACCGUGGGAAUCCCGUACUUCAGGUUUUGUCCUCAAAUGUCCGAAGAUAUUGCUAUGGACGAGAAAUCCGAUGAAAAGCUGUGCAAAAUGCUGUGGGAGACGAAAGUUUAUAUGCACGAAAACGGGCAAGUUAUGAUUGAAUUAGCACACCUUUUGAACAGGAUUUAAGUAGUAUAUCGACGAUGUAUUUUUAAUGGAUGUCGUAAAUUUAAGAGAAGCCGAUUAGUUCAAGUUUAUUUAAUUCGUCCUAGGUUGUUGUGAUUUAGAUGAUUUUUGUUGUAGCAAAUUUUGGUAAAUUUUAUCUUGUUGCCUAUGUUGUACUUACAUUUUUGAUUUAUACUUUUGUUAUAUUAAUAAAAUAUUUCCACCUAUAA